Messenger RNA from Phalaenopsis equestris, 1015 nucleotides. RefSeq lists its product as uncharacterized. The transcript has 2 exons. Lineage: Eukaryota; Viridiplantae; Streptophyta; Magnoliopsida; Asparagales; Orchidaceae. The record is from RefSeq and is a predicted model, not a curated record. The coding region runs from base 274 to 732 and encodes 152 amino acids.
GUCACGAAACUUCCUGAAAUUUCCCAAGCGUGCUCCGCCGAAAGCACCCCCUCUCUGGUUCUUCUUUCGACAUCCUUGGCGCACGCCGCCCCAGCAGCCGCUCCAGCAGCCGCCGGUAAACACCCAACUCAACUCAUUCGCACAUCCCCAUCUCCAUCUCCCGUUUUUGAUUGGCACGAAACAGCGGCCGAAAACGCCCCUAUUCGGUUUACUAUUCGCUUGAGCUCAUCUCCGAAGAAUGCUGCCGAUCCGAACAACCCACUGCGAAGAAAGAUGUCAUCCAAAAAGCUAUUCAUAUCGAUCGGAACCCACCUCCACUUUGCCCUAGAUGAAGCCGAUCUUGUUGACGGCGCCCUUAUUAAAUUUGGUGAGGGAAUUAACGAUGUUAACAUAACUUGCAACGGUGCUGCCCUCACCGUUGUCGACGACGAGGUCGUAGCCAACAUGAAGCCAAUCAUCGAAUUUGCGUUGCCAUCUAAAACUGAAAAGUCGUCUAAAACUGAAGAGCCGGUAAUUAUUGAUGCUGAAAAGAAGGAAGUUGAAUCUGAAUCAUCUUUGAAUCCAUAUGCUUUCAAAAUGGGCUCCUCAUCCAAGACUGCUCGACUGACUAGAACACAAAGGAGAAAUAGAAAUCAAAGGUUUAAGAGGAUGAAAGAAAGGCUAGGCUUCAGGAAUAUGAGCAAGCCCUCUAACAAUGAGUGGAGUUUUUGUGGAGACUUUGGGGUUUGUUGAAGUUGGACUUAUCUGUCUUCUUACUUAUUGGACUGCAGAUAAUUUCUUCAAUCUGAUGCAGCGUUCUCCAUAUUACACCCAUAUCAAUUACCUUUACUGUUAUUCCUUAUUUUACCUAAGUUCUUGCUUAUGUGUGAUGACUACUCUAGUAAUUUUAGUUAUUCCUUAUUUUGCCUGAGUUGUUGCCUAUGUGUGAAGACUAAUUUUGUUAUUUUAGUUAUUCCUGUGUAUAAAGACAUCUUUUCCCUGUAGUAGUGGUGAAAUAGUAAGUUGUAAUUGUGCA